Molecule: messenger RNA, 924 nt
Organism: Mixia osmundae IAM 14324
Lineage: Eukaryota; Fungi; Basidiomycota; Mixiomycetes; Mixiales; Mixiaceae
Exons: 2
Coding region: 48-917 (289 amino acids)
Biological process (GO): maturation of 5.8S rRNA; maturation of LSU-rRNA
Cellular component (GO): preribosome, large subunit precursor
Source: RefSeq, a predicted model, not a curated record
CUGACGAGGAAAGUGAAGCGGCCAACGAGUCUCUUGCUGAUCGAGCCAUGGCAAAGAAAGGAUCAGUGACACUAUCGCAAGUUGUCCAAAGGCCGACUCAGCCGAAGCUACACAAAGGCAAGGGCAAAGCAAUCGAAGUUGUCCCUCAAGAGGAUGCAAUGUCAAAUUUGAGCGAGGGCGACAGCGACGACUUGUCUGAGGACGGGGAGCAUGGCGCUGCACCUGCGAGCGAUGUGGACGAUGAGGAAGAGAUCGGCAAAGCACUCGCCAAGCGACGGGCCCAGACGCAGUCAGGCAGCAGCAAGAAAAAGAAGCGCAAGGUGCUCGAUCCAGAAGAGUUUGGGGCCUCACUGCAAGCUCUGCUGUCUGCUGCCCCCUUGUCAUCCACCAAAUCCAACAGAGUCUUCACUUCCCUCAAGCCAAUCCACGAAUCCCAAGCCGAGACAAACCAAGCUCGCAAAGCGCUCAAGCAAGUACAGCAGACUCGACACCAAGUCGCAGAACGAGGACAUGUUUCGGAUCUGAUAGCAGAUUGGCGUCCCAGGCCGCAGAGACCGUUCUCCCAAUGGACAAAGAAAACUGAAGGCGAUCUCGAGCAGGAAGAGCUAGGCGUCUCUUCUGCCGAACAAGAGAAAGCUCUGCGACGAUUAGCUCAAAAGGGUGUCGUCAGGUUGUUCAAUGCUGUCAGAGCAGCUCAGGGAGUCGAUCAAGCUCAUAAGCCGAAACCUGGCCUGGGCGCGCCUGCAGCCACACCGCGCAUCGCAGCCACAGCUGCAACAGCCACGCCUGCGAUCGACACAGAUCACCGUAGAGCGAACCUGCUCGGCAGUAGGGGUAGAGAAGAUGCUCUUGCAAAUCUGUCGAAAGAUACUUUCCUUCAGCUCAUCAAGUCAGGUGGAGCAAACAUCAAAGUCUGAAAUGCAA